Molecule: messenger RNA, 4845 nt
Organism: Fusarium poae
Lineage: Eukaryota; Fungi; Ascomycota; Sordariomycetes; Hypocreales; Nectriaceae
Gene: FpAPS5
Product: Fatty acid synthase
Exons: 4
Coding region: 1-4845 (1614 amino acids)
Biological process (GO): long-chain fatty acid biosynthetic process
Cellular component (GO): fatty acid synthase complex
Molecular function (GO): holo-[acyl-carrier-protein] synthase activity; 3-oxoacyl-[acyl-carrier-protein] reductase (NADPH) activity; fatty acid synthase activity
Source: RefSeq, a predicted model, not a curated record
AUGCACCCAGACGUGGAGCAGGAGCUUGCACAUACGCUCCUUGUGGAGCUUCUAGCGCAUCAAUUUGCAUAUCCAGUAAAAUGGGUUGAAACUCAAGACGUAAUUUUAGGAGAGGUGAACGCUGAGAGAAUUAUCGAAGUUGGGCCAUCUCCAAUUUUAACCAAUAUGAUGAAGAGGACAACUGAAGCGAAGUUCGCCAAAAGCGACCAGGCUCGCAACAUCAAUCGGCAGAUUUUGGCACCUCAAAAAGAUACCGCCGAGAUUUACUACAAACACGAGGCUAUUGAAGAAGCACAAGCAUCCGCGCCAACAGAAUCUUCCGACGCAGAUAUUCAACCUCGCGAAGAUAGCGCAGCGAAAAUACAACAGCCACUGCCAGUCUCCAGAGCUCCGGUAAUCGCAGCUCAGGAGAUAGACGACGCAGAUGUGCCAGUAUCAGCUAUAUUGUUGAGCAUAUUAGCACCGAAGUUGAAGAAGGAUCCCGAAUCCAUUCCCAUGACGGGCACUAUCAGCCAUCUCGUCGGAGGUCGCUCCACUCUUUCGAAUGAGAUAGUUGGAGACUUGCUUGCCGAAUUUACUAAUGCUGUUCCGGACAAGCCUGAAGAAGUUCCCUUAGGUGCACUUUGUCAAACCCUCAGCGUGAACCACCUGGGACAACUUGGAAAAGUCACCACAUCUCUUGUCUCCAAGAUGUUAUCAUCAAAGUUUCCUGGAGACUAUGGUCAGUCAAAAGUCCGUCAGCAUUUACAAGAGAAAUGGGGAUUGGGCCAAAAGCGUCAGGAUGCUGUACUUUUGCUCGCAGUUACCAAACAACCAGGCAGUCGCCUCGCGAGCUCCAACGAUGCAAGCAUAUUCCUAGAUGAAAAUACAGCGACAUAUUUUGCAAAAGAGAAGCUAGCUCUACCUUCUCUUGGUUCAGUGCAAUCAAACGAGCCGGUUGUUGAUGCGCAGGCGUUGCGAUUGGCAAAGGAACAGAACGAUUUCUUACUUCGCGACAUCAUGAAUGUCUUGAGUGGACAUGUUGGAGGAAGCACGAAUACCUCAGAUGACGUGCGGGCGCCAGGAAGAGAAUCUGAGGAUACGACCACGAAGCAACUGGACAUGUGGCUAGCCGAGCACGGAGACGACUACGCAAAAGGCAUGACGCCUAUAUUUGACGCCAAGAAGCAGCGUGUAUACGACUCAUUCUGGAACUGGAAUGCCCACGACAUUUUCACCCUCUUUCAACUUCACAAGUCGACACGGGCAUGCAGUAUCCAGGCCUUGGAGAAGCUGUCGAUGAGUAUUGUCAAUCGAGCUUGUGACAGAACCGUAGAACAGCUGGACUUCGUUAUCUCAGAGGCUGGAAAGAAUCCUUCCACAGAGCCUGAGUUACUUGAAGCAAUGAGGCUAUUGCGCCAAGUCUCCCUUGAGUGUCUGGAUCGGCAACCGCGAUUCGUUAAUCUGACACCUAGAUUGGCUCCUUUGACGACCAUCGGUCGCGAUGGCAGCCUCGUGUUUAACGAGAUUGCUCGCAAUGCGGGAUCCACAAAGAAAGAAGCGACGAAAGACUUUCCUUCCGUCCACCAAGACGACUUUCAUCUCUUCCCUGUCAGUUGUGUUGAUGGUACUGCUAUCAACUACUCGAACAACCAUAGUGAGGUAUUAGCAUACGAUCUCGAACAUGGCAGAUACUCGGGGUUUUCCUUCAGCGGAAGAAACGUCCUGGUUACUGGAGCUGGAAGGCAUUCCAUUGGCAACCACAUUCUCCGUUAUCUGCUUGCUGGCGGAGCCAGAGUCACAGUCACAACUAGUAGUUUCUCAGAGGAAGUAACUACUAUGUUCCAGAGCAUCUAUACCCGGCAUGGUUCCAAGGGUUCUGUUCUUCGUCUCGUACCUUUUAACCAAGGCAGCCUGGGCGACGUGCAAAACCUGAUCAAGCACAUAUACACUGAUCCAGCUUGGGACCUCGACUUCAUAGUGCCAUUUGCUGCCAUUUCUGAAAAUGGCCGAGGAGUCGAAGAUCUUGACUCGAAGUCUGAGAUUGCACAUCGCGCGAUGUUAACGAAUCUUGUGCGCCUCCUUGGUGCCGUAGCAAGUCACAAGAGACUGCGAGACAUCGUCACCAGGCCAGCCACAGUUGUCCUUCCACUGUCGCCCAAUCAUGGCCUUAUGGGUAACGAUGGGCUGUACUCAGAAUCCAAAAGAUCUCUUGAGGCCCUUCUCCCCAAAUGGGCCUCCGAGUCUUGGGGCAGCUACCUUUCUUUGAUGGGUGUUAUUAUUGGCUGGACCCGGGGAACGAGUCUCAUGGACGAUAACGAUGUUGUGGCUCAGGCCGUCGAAUCUUUCGGAGUACGGACAUUUUCUGCUGCAGAGAUGGCGUCAAAUAUCGUUUCUCUAAUGGGUGGGAGAUUAAAUGCAGCGUGUCAAGAGAGCCCUCUUGUUGUUGACAUGGGCGGUGGCCUCGGAAAGGUACAGAGCUUCAAGGAAAGAUUGACAAAGGCUCGCCGAGAGCUCCACGCUUAUGCGGAUCUGCAGAAGCUCACGACACAGGAAAUACGCAGAGAUAUUACCUGUGUUAUAGGAAAUGAGGUCUCGACACAUGCUUCAAUAGGUAAACGUGUCCGGGCCAGAGCCAAUAUCCAGCUCCCACUUCCGCAGCCUUUAGACUACGAAAAGGAUAUUGCGCCUCUCGCGACUUCUUUAGAUAGAAUGGUAGAUUUGAGCAGAGUGGUAGUUGUCACAGGAUUCGCUGAACUGGGACCUCACGGUAACAGCAGAACGCGAUGGGAGAUGGAAGACAGUGGCACAUUUUCCCUGGAAGGAUGUGUUGAGAUGGCUUGGUUGAUGAACCUGAUCAAGCAUCAUACAGGUGUUGACAAGGCUGGAAAUUAUUUCUCUGGAUGGGUGGACACUAAGACAUCUGAGCCCAUAAACGACGAUGAGAUUCCAGCGAAAUAUCUAGAGUUCAUUGCCACGCACUCGGGUAUUCGAAAGAUUGAGCCUGAGAACUGCGACAAUGGAUACGACCCGCACAACAAAGAAUCUUUGAUCGAAGUCGCUCUUCAGCGUGACCUCGCCCCGUUUGAGACGUCUCUUGAGACAGCCGAGACUCUUGGACGUCAGCACGGUAACAAAGUUACUAUCACGAAAGAUGGGACAGGAGGUUGCCAGGUCCAGCUGAGGGCCGGUGCCACCAUUUUGGUACCACGCUCAUCACGCUUCAAUCGCACUGUGGCUGGCCAGAUACCUGCAGGCUGGACAGCCAAGCGAUACGGAAUAUCGGAUGAUAUCAUUGAACAGGUUGAUCCUGUUACUCUCUUCUCUCUUGUCUGCACUGUCGAGGCACUUGUGUGUUCAGGAAUAGUCGAUCCCUAUGAGUUUUAUCAGCAUAUCCAUGUGUCUGAGUUUGGGAACUGUUUAGGUUCGAGCAUGGGUGGGUUAUCCUCGCUGAGGAAAAUGCAUCGAGAUCGAUACAUCGACAAGUCAGUCAAAAGCGAUAUUUUACAAGAGACUUUUAUCAAUACGACUGGAGCCUGGAUCAACAUGUUACUUAGCUCGUCGGCCGGUCCCAUCAGAACACCAGUAGGAGCCUGUGCCACAUCACUCGAGUCUCUAGAUACAGGCUGCGAUCUCAUCAUGCUCAAAAAGGCCAAGGUCUGUCUCGUUGGUGGCGUCGAAGACUUUGUUGAAGAUGUGUCAUUUGAGUUUGGCAGUAUGAAGGCUACGUGUGAUACCGAUGCCGAGUUCGCCGCUGGAAGAGCCCCGAAGGAGAUGUCACGGCCAACAGCAUCGUCAAGGAGCGGUUUUGUCGAGUCUCAAGGAUGUGGCGUUCAAGUGCUCACAUCGGCGGAACUAGCACUUGAGAUGGGACUACCAAUCUUUGGGAUUGUGGCCUACGCAAAUAUGGCAGCAGAUAAAGCAGGACGCUCUGUUCCUGCUCCAGGCAAAGGUGUGUUAACAAAUGCACGAGAGAAGUCGACAACACCUAGCCCACUGUUGGAUAUCAAUUACAGGAGGAGGCUACUUCAGCUACGGCGAACACAAAUACAUCAAGGUGUCUCUGAUUAUCUCGACAUCCUCAAGACUGAGUUGACCUUUCUCCAAGAGACAACCAGUGCUGGCGACCUGGAUACAUACAGAGAGAACAGAGAGAAACUCAUCAAAGAAGAGGCACGACGACAAGAUGCUGAAGCUACAUUCAAUCUUGGGAACCAAUUCUGGACGAGGGAAGAGACAGGCCGUAUCUCUCCUAUACGAGGCUCCUUAUCCGUAUGGGGGCUGAGCAUUGACGACAUAUCAGUCGCAUCUCUCCACGGCACAUCGACUGUUCAGAAUGAUCUAAAUGAGCCUAUGGUGAUACAGGAACAGAUGAGGCAUCUGGGUAGACGCAGAGGUAAUCUGCUUCCUUGUGUCUGCCAAAAGUGGUUGACAGGCCAUUCCAAGGGCGCUGCCGGCUCCUGGAUGAUCAAUGGCUGUCUGCAGAUGAUGAACUCGGGCAUGAUUCCUGGCAACAGAAACGCCGAUAAUGUGGAAGAAAAGCUUCGCAAGCACCAUCAUCUUGUCUUUCCUAAUACCACUCUGCAGACAGAAUGCGUAAAGGCCUGCUCGGUUACUUCGUUCGGCUUUGGCCAGAAGGGUGCUCAAGCACUCAUUGUGAACCCGCGCUAUCUCCUUGCCACGGUCGGCAGAGAGAAGUAUAAUGAUUACAUUGGCAAGAGAGAUCAGAGGUGGAGAAAGGCUUGUCGUCGCUUAUCUGAGGCUAUGGUGCGUGAUGAUAUGGUAUCAGCCUGUAUCAAGACGCAGGCUCCUUAUGCAGCUGAUGACGGUGUUGCUGCACUGCUGGAUCCGACUGCACGAUUUUGA